This is a messenger RNA of Tetrahymena thermophila SB210, 618 nucleotides long. RefSeq lists its product as hypothetical. The record is from RefSeq and is a predicted model, not a curated record. The transcript is spliced from 3 exons. NCBI's taxonomy places the organism in Eukaryota, Ciliophora, Oligohymenophorea, Hymenostomatida, Tetrahymenidae.
AUGUCUACUUUAUUUAGUUAAAGAAACCUCAAAUCAGAUUUUCCUAUGCAAAUACUUGUAAGAUUUUAUGAAAAUCGUGUAUGGAUUUAGUAUCCAAGUCUACAAGCCAAACCAAUUUGCAGUAGCCAGAGUACUCCGAUAUAAAAGUGUGCAGCAUAACAUGAUAUAAAGACAGGAUACCCACCUUUUAAGAUAGAACUACUCUCUGUAGUACAAAAUCAACUUUAUCACGGAAUAAAAAAAUAUAAUAAUAAGAAGUAAUUUCUCACUAAUAUAAACAUUAAGCCAGCAGAUAAGACACAAAAAAAUUUAUCUGAAUACUUCGAGUUUAGUUUCUCUUUUAAUAAGGUAAUCUCUACUGGUAAAGCUAAAAUCAUGGUCAUGCGUUAUAGGUAAGUUAAUAUAUGCAAAGACCUAAGACUAAGAAUAGUUAAUAGAAUCGUUCAAAACUAAAAAGCUCAAAUUGAGAGCAGGGACGAAGACAAUAUAAUUAUAAAAAGAGGAGAUAAAUGCACAAAUUUUUGCAAUAGUAGUGAUUGCAUUGGUUCUCUUCUGAGAGCUGAAAUAGAAACAAAUCGUUAUUCCUACUAUCGAGAUGAAUAGUAAGUUAAUUAUUGA